This is a messenger RNA of Penicillium argentinense, 2034 nucleotides long. RefSeq names its product putative carboxylesterase. Bases 1 to 2034 code for a protein of 677 amino acids. The record is from RefSeq and is a predicted model, not a curated record. NCBI's taxonomy places the organism in Eukaryota, Fungi, Ascomycota, Eurotiomycetes, Eurotiales, Aspergillaceae. The transcript is spliced from 3 exons.
AUGUUGAAAAAGAUUUGUCUUGCGGCAUCCCUGGCUGCUAUCGCAGGUGCGGUGGUUAGUCCGCAUAUGCUGGAUUCGGAUAUUUCGAUUCUUAUUCAUAAUGACCUGCAAGAAAAAGAAAGCCCCUGGGCUGGAUCAGGAAUCCUGGUUCUGGAUGCAAUGUCUUUACAGGAAGCGAACAAGAGCUGUGAAAGCCUUGGCGAGGCCAUUUGGUCAGUGGAUGCUGGUUAUUCAGCCAUUGAAUACAAUUUGGACUAUAUCAGCUUCCAAGGGAAAUUUUUAGCAGGUUCCAGUCAACGAUACUGGAUUGCCCCUGUCCACGGCACACCGUCGACUAUUGAUGCCAAUGGCCGAGUCAAAAAAGCUUCCCCCAAAGAACCUCUACCAGUUCUCUGCACCCAAAAUGCUCCAUAUUCGUCGACUAGCUCUCAAGAUACGAGCCCGAAAUGGCAGGUAUCCGUCCAUUCGAACAACGAGCAAAUCACUGGAUAUCGCGAUCGCCUGAGUUUCCGCUUCCUCGGGAUUCGAUACGCAAGUCUAACAAAGAGAUGGACAUAUUCGAAAUUGUACGAAGGGGCCGGUCCUAACGUCUCGGCCUUGAAUCUUGGAUCGACAUGUCUAGGAGCCUCGACUGGGUCGUCGGAAGACUGCUUCUUUCUCAACGUCUGGACACCAUACCUUCCAAACCCAAAAAAAUUAUCCAAGAAGGAUCUAAAGCCAGUUAUGUUCUGGAUCCACGGUGGCGCAUUUACAGGCGGAUCAGGUGGCGACUCUCUCUUCGAUGGGAGCAAUCUUGCAUCGAGAGGUGACGUCGUGGUAGUCACCAUAAACUACCGUCUAGGUACACUUGGCUUCCUAGCCCUGGAUGAUGGGGAAACGAACGGAAAUUAUGGACUCGCAGAUCAAAUUACCGCGCUGGAGUGGGUGCGACGAAAUAUCCAGGACUUUGGCGGCGACCCUGAUCGGAUUACUAUCUUCGGUCAGUCGGCUGGUGCUGGAUCGGUAAGGGCGCUGUUGGCUUCUCCCCGGGCUCGAGGCAAAUUUGCCAGUGCUAUUAUGCAGAGCAACCUAGGUGGAUUAGGUUAUGGGACGACAUACUCGAAGUAUUACACCAUUGAGGAGGAAAUGGAGGCCGCAGGAAAGAAUGUACUGGCAUUGACGAAUUGCACGGAUGCUGAGUCGCGAGUUGAAUGCCUACGAGCAGUGCCUGCGAAGACAGUCUCAGAUCUGGAUACAACCGCGAGAUAUCUCGUUGUCGAUGGAAAGUAUCUGACAUCGUCGGAAUUGGACUUGACGAACAGCGCCGAGACUGCAAAUGUGCCUCUUAUGGUCGGGACCACUCGAGAUGACGGUGCGGCAUUAAUCGGAUACCCUACAGCUGGCGAGACGAUACAGAAAUUCUUGAAUGAAUCCGGUAUGCCGUCGAUUGCCCCAAGCUCCAUUUUCCCAGUCCCAUCUACGUCAAACAGAACACUCGACAUCUUCAACGCAACAGCUCGAGUCGCGACCGACGGCAUUUUCCGCUGCAUCGACCAGGUUACCGCAUACGACGGCUUCAAAAAUAAGAUAUUUCCAGAAAUAUUCUACUACGAGUUCAAUCGGACAUACCAGACACCCGGCUGGUCUCCGAACUCACCAGUAUGCGAGGCGCCAAUCACCCCAGACUACCCGCACGGCGAUCCGAACCAGGAAUACUUCAAAUGUCACUCCGGUGACCUAUAUUACGUUUUCGGGAAUUUGCUACGUGAUGGAAUUCCUAUGCGCGAUGAACUUGAUUUGCCAUUUGAGCAGUACGUGGUGGAUUUGUGGUCUAGCUUUUCUCGGACCGGACGGCCGACGCCUGAUUUGGGGUUCCUCAAGGCGAGGGGGUACGUGAAUACCACGCGACAAGUUGAAGUGGCGGGACAGUGGAAGCCUUUCAGACAUGGGGAAUAUCGAAUGCAUCUGCUGCAAUCUUCUUCGAAAAUGGUGGAUUUGGGUGAACGAGAGCAAUGUGAGGCUCUGAAGCUGCCUUUGUCGUACUAUAGCGCUUAG